AUGGUUGAUGAAGAGGAUGUAAAUGUAAAAACAAGAAAGCCAAGACAAGUAUCCAUUACAAGAUCAAAUUGCAAGGCAUGCAUAAGAGCAAAAGUGAAUAAAGAAGGACAGUUUGAGGUGGUGGCUCAUGUUAUUCAGCAUAACCACGAGCUAACAAAGCCACAGUGGCAUUAUUUGCAUCGUUCUGAAAGAAAAAUGACAGAGGAAAAAGUUGUAACAAUCAAAACAAUGAAAUCUUCAGGUCUAACUACAAUGGACACUUACAAUUACAUGGCUACAGAGGCUGGAGGAGAACAAAAUAUAGGCCAUAGUGUUGUAGAUCACCUGAAUUUCUGCUCAAGGUUAAGAAUGGAACAAAUUGAGGCUGGAGAUGCUCAAACUUUAGUGAACAUUUUAAGUCAGAAACAAUCAAAGGAUCCAAACUUCUUUUUUAGAGUGAAGUUUGACAAAGAAGGAAGAAUUUGCAAUAUCUUUUGGAGAGAUUCAAUGAUGCUAGAAGACUAUAGGAUAUAUGGAGAUGUUCUUGUCUUUGAUACAACAUACAGAACCAACAGAUAUAAUCUUAUAUGUGCUCCAUUUGUUGGCAUAAAUAACCACUGGCAUAAUUGUAUGUUUGCUUGUGCUUUUAUUGGGGAUGAAACGACAGAUUCAUUUGUGUGGUUACUACAAACCUUCUUCAAAGCUAUGGAGGAUAGAAAACCAACUUCAAUAUUCACUGACCAGGACCAAGAAAUGGCAAAUGCUAUACUAGAGGUGAUUCCUAAUACAAGACAUAGACUUUGUAUAUGGCAUUUGGAGCAAAAUGCCAUAACCAGAUUUGGAGCUCUUAAAAAAGACAAAGAAUUCAAAUUUGCAUUCAACCAGUGCUUAAAGAUAGAUUUCUUUUCAGCGGGGAUCUUAUCGUCACAAAGGAGUGAAAGCACUAAUCAUGCCAUAGGAUUCAGAGCAAGUAAAGCAUCUACUUUGACAGAAUUUUAUACCAUAUUUAAGAAGACAACUAAUCGUUGGAGAAGCACAGAGAAAUAUGAUGAGUUUACCUGUAGCAAGUCAAUAGCAUUCACUUCAUUGCCUCUAUCUGGAAUGCUAAAGCAUGUCGCACAGGUUUUCACUUUAUCACUCUUUAGAAAUUUUGAAGAGGAGUUUGGAUACUCUAUGGCAACAACUGUUCAGAUGUUAGGCAGUAAUGAAGAAUGCCUACUUUAUCAAGUAACACUAGAAGACAAGCCAUGGUCUGCACAUCAAGUAAACUAUAUACAAGAGAGCCAAACUGUAUGGUGUACUUGCAAAAACUUUGAAGCAUCUGGAUGGUUAUGUUAUCAUUGCAUCAGAAUUCUACAUUUGCAUUCAGUAACAAGAAUACCAGACAAGUAUGUUUCAAAAGGAUGGACUAAGUUUGCAAAAACAGAGGCAUGGGAUAGGUUGAAGAAUCAGGAUCCUAAACAGCAAUAUAUUCCAUGGAGGCAAACAAUGAUGAGGAAAUACUACAAUCUAAUCUUAAAAAGUCAAGAAAAUGAAGAGACAAGAGCAUUUAUGGAAGAAAGCUUCAGAAACAGUCUUAAAAUGGUGGAAGACUUACUUGCUAGUGCUGCUCAGAAAGAAAGUGCAUAA
Molecule: messenger RNA, 1608 nt
Organism: Chenopodium quinoa (quinoa)
Lineage: Eukaryota; Viridiplantae; Streptophyta; Magnoliopsida; Caryophyllales; Amaranthaceae
Product: protein FAR1-RELATED SEQUENCE 5-like
Exons: 4
Coding region: 1-1608 (535 amino acids)
Molecular function (GO): zinc ion binding
Source: RefSeq, a predicted model, not a curated record